AUGCAAACAUCAGUCCCCGUUUAUUCAUACAAAUACAAACACCUAGGUACUGCAAAGGCAGUGAAGUAGAAAAAAUGUAACAGGUUCCAAGUAAAGUUCUUUGAUCAAUAAUAAAGAUGAUAUUGUGUCUGCUACCCUUCAGGAAAAACCCCCUUCACUAAGGAGGAAACCUGAACCCUCCCAAAAGCAGAGCCAGACACUAAACAUGAACCUCGAGGGAGAGAGGUUGAACUAGAAUACAAAAUUGUGAGUACAUCAACAACCAACGAUAAUCAACUCAAAUGACACAAAAAGAAAAAAGCAUUGACAAACGAAACUCGGGCAGCGAUGUCAGCUUAGAACGAUUGCCUCAGUAAAAUCCCGCCCUUUUAUACUUGAGUCUCUGUGACAGCUGUCAAUAAGCUGGAACCGUGAAAACAUUUAAUUUGCUGCUAUUCUUAGAACCACAGCAAAUAGCAAUUUUAACACGUUUGGAAGAGCUAAUGAACUUUUAAAUCGUUUCAAUUUUUCAAGAUCACAUCUUAUUGAUAUUCAUGAAAAAAACAGGACCAGGGUAACAAGUCCGGAUAAUCAAGGUUCAACUGUAUUGGGUGAUUAAGAUGAUAUUAUAUGUUGUAUAUGUUUUGACACUUACAGGUUUUCAGUGUUUGCACUAAGAACUCAAGCAAGGCCAAGUUAAAUUUGAAAGGUGGAAAAUCCCAUCCAUUGGAUAAAACUCUAUUCAAAUGAUUGCAGAAUCGGUUUCCCUAAUACUUAUCCACUGGAUAGUGAUUUAUCCAGUGAAGAUUGCUAUCCAACGUUUGAAAAACUGGGACCAGUUGGCUAUAUUAGCAAGUACUAACACUGUCGCUUUCCUCUAGGGGUGUUGGGUCUUCCAUUUUUUUUUUAAUUGGGCAGCUCAGAAAUGCCAUUUCCAGAAAAGUAAAUGUAACACAUCAUUGAAAAGAUUUAAGGUUUCUUCCACUAUCCAGGUACUAAUAAACAAGUUGGCGGCUUGUCGAAGACCAAACUCGUUCUUUUUUGGAUAUUAGGUCAAACACUUCUUAAUGUGUCUGUAGUUGGCUGUUGAAGUGACUUACAUGUGAAAGUCCACUCUAACUUCCAAACAUUUUUAUGGUUAUUAUGAUCCAAGAUCCAAACUUCCUUUGUAGUGAUUCGUUAUUUUCUCCCUGUGAAUCUUAGUUUGCAUAUUAGUGAAUUUCAGAUUGUGAUUUAAAACACUGAUAAAAGUACAUGUGUAUGUACUUUGUUUGUAGAAUAUAUAGUUGUCUUCAAUGGUUAUUACAGCACAUCAGUGCGAGAUGACCUUGUUACCGCCGCCCUUGGCUCAGUUUCCAUUUAUUCCUGGAAGAUAAUCCGUCGGCAUAAUCCUGCAAGUCAUUACCCUAGUGAUUUCUCCCUUGUAAAGGUGAGGAAACUAACCUUAACUUACUGUUUAAAAAAACAAGCAGGAGUGUAUUACCAGGUUUAAAAACUCAAGGUGGAGCCAAGAGUUUUUACAUCUGAUUGGGGUUAUUUUGGUCUAAAAAAUUGGACAUAAAAUUUAGCCAUGUUGUUAUCAGAUACAUGUAAAUACACUCAUUAAACAUUAAUUUCUUUGAUUUUCUUUAUGAAUUAUUUAUGAGUUUUUGAAGCUGUUAAACCUGUACUUACAUUGUAUUAUAAUUGUAGAUUCCAUAUUAACUGGGCAGUUCUUUAAUUACAUGUAGUAGAAUAUACUGGGAAUUAUUUCAAUGGUACAGGUGUAGACACAAUAUUAUUGCAAUAUGGGUCGUGUAAAUUGCAAGUAAACGUUAACGCUGCUAGGCCAUUUGAAACAACAAUGAAACAACAUUAUUAAGAGGAAAAUGAAUGGAUAGUACAUCAUAAGUACUGCUUUCAUACUAUAAAAAACUUACAUGUGCAUGUAAUGUACCCUGAUACAUUUUUGAGCAUACAUGUACGUGCAAUUUGGGUCCACUCAGACACGUACCACAUAUUGCCAGAAGUAUGUACAUGUUACGAGUCAAAUUUGAUUUCAGGUAAUGCUUUUUUAACCUAAGUUGCUUCUCAAUUUCUUUUGUCUCUUUGGGCUAGGAGACAAGAGAAAUUGAGAAUCAACCUAGGUUAGAACAUUUAAUGUGAAGUCAAAUUUGACUAGUAACAUACAUGUUCUCUAGACUUGCUUUGUACAUUUUGGUCAGUGAUUGUUAUUUCAUGCGUGACUUAAAUAUAAUUCAGCUGCAAGUAAUUUACACUAGAAUUUAAUAUUUUUUUGCUUAUAUUGCAGCUGAAAGGAGAUACUGGCAAUGGUGUUGAUGCAUUAAAGAGACAUCCAAAAAUUCGGAGCGUUACACCACAGAAGAGAGUGGAACGAUUCCUCAAGAGUGUAGAAGGUACAGCAAGACAGUGUAUUGUGAGAUAAACUUUAAAAAGUCACCUUAAUGUAAACAAAUUUUAAAAGUGAAUACGAAGAAGGCUUUGGACUAGGCAAUAACAUAAUGUGAACUGCUGAGAAUACUUUAUCUUACAUCUGCAUAUUGCAGAAUACAAGUCGUGAAAAGCCCUCUCGGGGGGGGGGGGGGGGGGGGGGGGCACACCCAACCCCCCCCCCCUAGUCCCCCCCCUGUCCCUUCCCCUUUUUGAUCAUUUCACAUUGCCAAAUGUACAGCCUGUCCCGUUUUACAAUGCCCUUUUGUUUCCCAGAAGAUGAAAAGGAUAGUGUUUUUUCUCCUCCUGGGUUAAAAACUCCUCGUAGGUCUCUUGCGUGUGGUGUGUCGGUCUAGCUGUCUGUUGCCUCUUUUUUUUUUUUUUGAGGUUCCGGCGACCACCCAGAUCUCCCCCCUUUCCCCACCCGCCCCUCUUCCGGUCUGAAAACUUUUUUCUACCGCGGCAUAUUGCAAAAAACAAGGCGUGAAAACCCCCCUCGGGGGGGGGGGGGAGGAGGGGUGCACACCCAACACCCUCCCCCUAGAUCCACUCCUGAUCCUUCACCAUUUUGAUCAGUUCACAUUGUCAAAUGUACAGACUGUUCCAGUUUACAAUGUCCUUUUGAUUGCCAGAAGAUGACAAGGAUAGUGUUAUUUCUCCUCCUGGGAUAAAAAGUACUAAUGAACUUUUUAAUUGGCUGAUUUCUUGAUACGUUAUGUGUACCUUUAUAUGUACCUUUUAUGUGUAUCUUUUUUCUUCCUAGUGAAAGAGAGGGAUUCUGACAAACAAAAUGAACCAGGUGCUGACUGUGCAGAGCAGGAUAUUGGCUGCUGGUCUCAAAAGUGGAGUGCACGGUAUUAAAGAAAACUUAUCUCAAUUCUUUUCACAUCCGUGGGCAGUUUGCAAGGUCUUCUUGAGACUUUCACAUAGUUGCCAUUACUUUGCAUGGAGGCUUUUUUCUGUAUGUUAGUUAGAGCUGCUGUUUUAAAUAAUGCAUUAAAUUAUCUGAAACAUUGACUGUUGAUAUUAAUGUUAUUUACCUUUCAGGCGAACAACGCGAUCAAGCUUGGCAUUGGUGAGCAUUUUUCGUGUUUGUUUGUCACAUUGUCUCACCUCUUUCUUAGAAAAGUUUUGUCAUUCUGCAAAUUCAUUUAUAUGUAGUGUUGGAGGUCUGAAUAGUCUGUUAUAUACAUUCACUAGACAUACAUGUAUCCACCCCCCCUUCCUCCCCUCCCCCCACCUCACCCUAUACACUACUGUAUAUAUGGAUUAUUUUUUUAGACAUACAUGUAUGUGUAGUAAUACAGUUGUACUUGUGAUAAAGAUAAGUCAGCUAAAAGAAUGGUAGGCAAUUCUACUGCUAUUAUAGUUUUAAGUGUGAAUGUGGACUUUUCUCAAUACUAAUGAUCAUAAAAUAAUGAAUAACUAUAUGAAUUUCAUAUAUUUGAACUGCGAGAUGAAGAAAUAAAUUAAUGUAAAGAAGAUGAUCGGAACUGAGGAUGCAACUUAUGCAGUUGUAAAAAGAAAGUUUCUUAGGCUUUCUUUUCAUAGCUGCAUACAAAAUUAAUGUGAGUUGAGUCAUUAACUUUGAUGGUCUUCUUUACAUUGUACAUGCACAUUAUAUUUUUUUACUAAUGAUCAUGUAUGCUUUUUUAUACAUGUACCAAAAUAAUGUUUUCCUAUUUUUAAUGCGUUUAAAGUUUUCCUCUCUCUUCCUUCGUAGUUUUAACUUUGAUAAAUAUAUAUAGGUUUUUUAACCUUGGUUGAUUCUCUACUUCUGUUCUAUCUUAGCCCCAAUUAUUCAAUUAUGGCCAGGAGACAAAGAAUAUUGAGAAUCAACCUUGGUUUAAAAAACUCCAUUCUGAAUAAUCAUAUAAUUUUGACCUGUUACAUAUGCAUGCAAAGUUGAUGGUACAGUACGUUUAGUGACUUUAUAACCUAGAUGUAUUAUGAGCACCAUAUUACUGUAGCCAUGUGACUGUCUUCUCGCCUCUCUAAUGAAUACUGAACAGAUUUCAUUGUUAAGUCAUUGUUUUCUAUAUCUUGCUAGUUUUUUACUCUUCUGUAUUUUAAAGAAAUUAAAUAAACAAAAAUGAACAAUAAAUAAAAUUAUCACCUGUAACUUGUAGAUUAGUCACUGUUCUGGUUGUUCUUGUUUUAGAGUCACAACCUCUUGAUACAAUCACAGCUGCGUCACAAUUCUGGACGGAGGAUUUUAAGAUCUGUUCCUAGACAGGUGUGUACUGCAAGAAUUACUGUUUCAAUAUCAUGAAUUAAACACUUUCUGGGAAAAUGUACACUGUAGAAAUUUCCGUACCACUGAAAGCUCGAGUCUUAACUACAUGUACUUGAUAGGUGUCCUAGAAAUGAUAACAGAGAAAAAGAAAAUAUCAUUGUUUACUACAGUAUAUCAGUGGUACUGUUAAUACAGUCAAACCAUAUUAAAACAGACACCAAAAUUGGGAUAAAAGAGCCAAUUGUGCACAAUUACAAGAGUGUCUAUAUUGUAGAGAUUGGGGUUAGAGAUAGAGGUUAUUAAGUUUGCCAUUUGUAAGACCUGGAGAAUAUUGUUCUUAGUGGAAUGGUGUUGAUAAGGAGAGGUGUACUGUACAAUAUUAGCUAUCACCGUUAAUUUAUAGUAUGGUGGAAUGGCAACGGUUUUAGAUAAAACUUUGUACUAACCUACAGCUGUACAUGUUUAUGUAUGCUGUACAUCUAGAACAGUUUAUAAUUUAAUAGUAUUCUCUGGGAGUACUAGUGUGGAAGUGUUUUUUAUUUGCACUGUCUCUCUCUCUUUUUUUUUCAUCCAUUUAUCAAGCAGUCCAUGGUCCAAAGUAUCAUAAUUUUUAUUAUUCAUUUUUCUUUUAGAUUGUUCAUGUCCUGCAGGCUGAUGUGUUGUGGAGCAUGGGACACACAGGUAGGAGGAAUUUAGUAAUACAUGUAAUAAUGAUAAUGAUGAUGAUGAUGGCUAUAGUAAAAGUACAGUGGAAGCUUCCUUAAAAUGGACACCUUUGGUAUUCGAAAAAGGUGUCUGUAACUGGAACUGGCCGCUUACGGGAAUGCAAAACUACAGAGUUUGUAUGAGAGUUGAAAAAGAAAAAAAACAAACAAACAACAGGCUUUUGUGAAGGCAGCCAUUUAAGUAGAGCUGUCCAGUAGUGUUUUUGUAAUGUACAAAAGUUAAUACAUGUAGCAAAGACUAUCAUUUUGCAGAUAAAAUAAAAUCUGCAGUUGUUCUUAGAGCACACAUGAAUUAUCUUACUAACAAAAUAAUGUUGUUUCAUUGAAUAUAAUUAUGGCGGUGACCAGUCUGAAUGGUGACUUCUAAAGGCGGGUAUACAGCACACAGCUGUAUGACCUUUCAAAAAAAAGUUACACUAUAUUUGCAGCUCCCGAUGUAAGUGUACAUGUUGACCUGUCCACUAAUGACCUCUGUUAAAGAGAGUUCAUGGUGUUUAACCCUUCACAAAUAAUGAGAUAUUGCCUUUUUGUUGCAGGGGAUGGAGUUAAAGUUGCCAUUUUUGACACUGGUUUGCCAAAGAAUCAUCCUCAUUUUAGAAAGGUUAUGGACAGAACCAACUGGACAGAGGAAAAAACACUGGAUGAUGGUGAGAAAUCAUAAACAUUUGACUACAGUUUCUACAUGUAUUGUCAUUAAGUGACUACGUAUACUAAUAACAGUAACAGUCCAAUUUUAUUGCACUUUUUUAACAUUGUAUGCAUGUAAAAUUAUCACGGAAGUGAUGAAUUCAGGAGCUGAGAUGUUACAAUUGUAAUAAAAUGUACACGUGUCGGCGUGCGUGUAGUGUCCGAUAGCCCGGGGCGAGUGGAUUUUGCUAUCGGGCUAGUGAAUUUUGUUCUUAACUUGCCCAACGGGCAAGUGAAGUUUUUUUGAGGAAUUCAAAUUACAGAAGAACUGUGAAUUCCCAAAUUAUUUCUACUCAUCAAAAUGAUUUUGGAGCUAGUUGAAAUGUCGUUUGGGUAAUUAUAUUCUAGCUUAAGCUUGCCUGAAUGGCAAGCUUUAAAAGUGACUUUCUUUGCACCCUGUGUAUAAUCCUCUUUUAUGUCUGAGCCACCAAAUACAGCCAUCACUAGGGUUGUUGAGUGAGGCUACAAUAAUUAAUUAUUGUCCCAGCGAGACACUAUAAUUUAUUUGUAAACAAUUAUGUAUACACUGUAUUAUGCAUCUCAAAAGUUUAAGUCACCUGUGCCAUUACCUUUCCAUUUCCAUUUCCUUCCAUUAGUUUAGUUUAUUACUUAAUACCUGUUGUUGUACUUUUAAUGGCAGGACUUGGCCAUGGUACAUUUGUAGCUGGUGUUGUGGCCAGUUCAAGGGAGUGUUUAGGCUUUGCACCUGAUGCAGAGCUGCACAUCUUCAGAGUGUUCACUAAUAGUCAGGUACAUGAAUAUUGAUUGAAACACAUUACAUGCAUAUAGCUGCAUGGAUAAGCAAGUUGUAAAUUAUUAAUGAUUUUUUUAUCAUUAUCAUCAUUAAUGCUAUUAGAGAGGGUAUGCCUUCAGAGAAGUUUGUUCUUGCACAGACUACAAGGCUGCGCUUAAGCAGUGUAAUGUUGUUUUUUGUUUUGUUUUUGUUUUUUUUCAAACACAUGAAAAAUAUUAUUCUUGGUGAUAAGUCAAUAAUGCAAAAUUGUUAUUACAUGUAUUAAUAUUAUUAUAAUCAUCAUCAUUGUUAUUGUCAUUAUUAUUGCAAAUCUUACUAUGUUAAUGACAGGUUUCCUACACUUCGUGGUUUUUGGAUGCAUUCAACUAUGCAAUUCUGAAGAAAGUGAAUGUUUUGAAUUUGAGCAUUGGAGGACCAGACUUCAUGGACCAACCCUUUGUUGAUAAGGUUUGUGUAACUACUUACAAGUUGUAUUCACAAUUUUUUUUAGGUUGUCCAUGUACCCCACACUGCACAAUUCAUUAUUCAUUAAGAUUUAGGACACUUAACUUUCAGGGAAGGAUGGGAUGUAGCAGAAACUAUUAGGGGUGAGGGGUGGGUGGAGGAGGGGUGAACCUUAUAUUCCAGGGUUGAGUAGUUGAAAGGACAUGUAGCUCUAAUCAGGGGUUAGUUUCCACAACAACUCAUAUCUCCUAUUUAUAAGAACUACAAACAACUUGGCCCAGUUGUACAUGUAUUAUUACAGAGUAAGAGAAAAUUUCCUUUUUUUUUUCACUUGUUCUUCGGAGAAGCACUAUAUUAAAUUUGUUGUCCAAAAUGCAAGAGUUCUUGUGCAAAAAGUUUUGUCAGGUUCCUAAGCCAAAUGGAACUCACAAAAACAAAUAAAAUGGCCCCAGUAGAGCAAAGUUAAAAGGAUACCCUUAUUUUGUCAAGUAUGAGGAUUGCUUUUAUGACUAAGAUAAAUUUUACUUGUGUUCUACUGUAAUUUGAAGUCAAUUUUCAAAUGUUUCUGUAUUUUUUCUAAUUAAAAAUGUUCUUUUCCCACGGACAAGUCAUAAGGUUUGCAUGUCUGAACUAAAUUUCUACCUGUCCUGGACAAUCGGACAGAGGUUUUGGCUCACCCUGAUUGUUACAGUAUUUAUAAAAUAAAUGUAUUUAAUAAUUAUUGUUGUUUUGCUUUUUGAUUGUCAGGUGUGGGAGCUUACUGCCAAUGGUGUGGUUAUGGUUUCUGCUAUUGGCAAUGAUGGCCCCCUCUAUGGGUAAGAAAACAGCAGUGUACUGCAUUUGAUGAACUUAACAUGAUUGUAUUUCUAUUACAAAUUUCAUUAGACAUUGUUCCAUACCCCCAAUGUAAACUUACACUGUAUACGUAAGGCCCAGUACAUAACUCCCAUUUCACAUUUUUCUGAAUCUAAUGCCAAUGAACAAGAACGUCAGAUUUCCCUCAUUAGGAUCCAGUUUGGCACAUCUGACAUGUGAAUUGUGACGUUUGAACUGGGCCUAAGGGAUACUGCAAAACAUUGACAAAGGAUUUAUUAUGUUGAAAGACAAAAAAUAAACCAAGCCUGCAUGUAUAAUAAACAAUUUUUUUUUACACCAAGACACGAAAACAUUAUCACACCUUUUUCCUGACUGUCACAAGGAUAUGUGUACAUGAGCCAUACAGUUUAUUUACAUCCAGAAUCAGUUAAGGUGAAUUUGCGACGCGAAAAUUCCAAAUUAAGUUUUGAAUUAAGCCUGAAAAACAAACAGUACUAUGUGAAAGUGCCAUCAAAAUUAAUUCAUUUGGAUAUUUACAGCAUAAUAGUUAGGCUUCCAUCCACGACUCAAAAGUUACACGAAGGCUCUUUCAAGGGUUCAUUGUUCUGACAAAAAUAACAACAAAUUCUGAACAGUGUGCAUGUAGUGGCCAUCAUCUUGUGUUUUAAUUUGUUGCUUUUCCACUUUGAAGAACUCUGAAUAAUCCUGCUGAUCAGAUGGAUGUCAUCGGUGUUGGAGGAAUCAACUUUGAAGAUCACAUUGCAAGAUUUUCUUCCAGAGGAAUGACUACAUGGGUAAAAACUGCCUCAAGAAUUUUUUCUAUCAGUCUGUAACAACUAUGUGAAUGCAGUUGUAGUUCCAGUUUUCACUUGUCUGCUCCAUGGGCUGAAACAAGUGACAGCUAGAAAAUAGGGCCUUACUGCUUGCCCAGAAAUUUCAGUAACGGAUGUAAACGAGUUUAUCAUUAGGCUUGACCCUUUAUGUUACGGCAAAUUAUGUUGACUGCAGUGCGUGCUUUGUUCCCUGUGUUAUUCACAUUUCAUGUUAUUCUCAAAAAAUGAGAUGAGUUAAUUUAAUUUGAAUUAUUAAUCCAAAUUAAAAUUAAUAUUAACUCAACUCAAAGUCAUUACACUUUCACUUGGGAUAAAAUUCUGUAAAGAUGACGUCAAUUUACAUUUGAAGCAAGAAGCAGAGACUUGUUCACAUUUUAAGUACAUGUAUUGUUUUGAGCUGAUACCCCCAUAAGGCAUUCACCUUAAGAUCUUUUUCUGUUUUGCCAUCUUGUAGGAGCUUCCUAAUGGAUAUGGCCGAGUCAAACCAGACAUUGUUACUUAUGGUUCUGGAGUACGAGGAUCAAGUCUCAAGUAUGAUCAGUUUCUGUUUUCUGUUUUUGUUUGUUUGUUUUUUUGAAAAAGUCUAAACAAUAGGUUCAAUUUCCGCCGCUCUCUCACGUCCGGUCUUGUUCCUCCCGGAUAUUAAAGAGACAUUUUAGCUUAUCAGAGGAGGAGCAUGGACUCAUUUCCUGAACAGCGGGUAGCAAUUAAACCUCCCCCGCAGACGUUCUUUUGGCUCGUUACGCAAUCCUCCCAAACGAACGACCUUCGUGGGGCAGGAACGCGUGGUGAACCCAAGAACGUCUGCGUGGAAGGCUAGUAGCAGUUGAGCGUAUCUAGACAACACUUGAGUAAGCACUGUGUUCGUACUUCAAGUAUGUGCUUGGUAAAUAUUUCAUCCACUCAUUGUUUUAAUAAAUCUGUUUUCAGGGGUGGCUGUCGUUCACUGUCUGGUACCAGUGUCGCGUCCCCUGUUGUUGCUGGUGCAGUUUCUCUUUUAUUGAGGUAGACAUCAGUCUUGAUUCUUUAGCACUUACUUGCAUGUUCUGAGGGUCAGGGUUAUUUUUUGGAGUGAUUCAACAAGUUUCUUGAAUUGGUGACACUUACUGUACCACAGCUUUGCACAUUCAGCUAAUACCUGCUGGAGAUGUAGAAAUAGCUUCAGAAUAUAGGAAAUACGAAAAGUCAGUUUGAAAAGUUUCUCUGAAGAAGAAAAACGUGUUUUAACGCGAAUAAUUUGAAGGUCUGGGAGCUGAUCAUUGACUUUUAAGGGAAGCAUAGUGUGAUUUAGGAUGCAUUCGAUUGACCUUUAAUGCUCGAUUCUAGAAGAGGGAUACAUAGAAUAAUCCAGAACAUCCGUUCGAUUGACCUGCUGUUCCAGUUCUGCGGAAUAAGCAGGACAUAAUUGCGCAAGAUUCUGCUCCGAUAGUGGAAUAAUGACGUCAUUUGCUCGUGUUCCGGCUGGUUUUCACAAUAAUAAAGACCUUAAGAUCGAGGUGUGGCCAUCUUACUGCAAACGGCAAACCACCGCGUGCGGUAUGCGGUUCAACGUUACUGGCCUGCCCAUAUUUGGGACUUAAGAUUCCCAGGUGGUAUCUCGCGGCUUCCAUGUUUGUAUUCAUUCAUUCGUUCACUUUUAUUUCAGCGGAGAAAUUGUCUUUAAAAAUUGCGUUUCGAAGAAAAAAUUCCAUAACUGAUAACCAAAAGAGUUCUAAAAGUAGUGUUUUCUCUCAAAUGUGGGAUUGUGAUGUUGUAGGAUGCAAAAAACCUUGGGGUAAAUCACCUGCCUUUAGAGCGUGGUCUAGCCGUACGAACGUGAAUCGCAAACCACAAACCUGACAGCAGGCACUAGUCACGUGACUUCUUGACGUUCGCGGUUUGCGGGAACUGCCGAUCGUAAGGUCUCUUAUGGUGGACAUACCCAGUGACAGUAAACGGCAUUUAAACUCAAGGAAAAUGAUAAACUCCAUUGUAAAGGUUACUACUGGGGCAAAGAAGAAACGUCUUGACCUAAUUAUUUCCUUGACGAAAAGCGAAAAAGCCUCUGAAUUUCUCAGUCGGCAUAACCUUUACUAGUGUAAAAUCAUUUUUAGAACAAAAAGGAGUUCAAUUUUUUUUUCAUGUUGUCCCUAGUGCUGUUCAGCAUCGUGGAAAUGCUGUGAAUCCGGCCAGUGUCAAACAAGCUCUGAUGGCUUCAGCUCGCCGCCUUCCAGGGUUUAACAUCUUUGAACAAGGUGCAUAUUUUCUUCUUGACUUGCAUGUAUUUUGUCUUUAAAAAGUAAAUUGCCUUUCCAUGUUCAGGGCUAGAAACAAGUCCCGUCCAGCAGUCUGGGACAGUUUGAUUUUCUUGCUGGGCAGAUAACUAUAAAGCUCACCUGCCCAAUGGGCAACAGUCCAAGCUAGUCAUCUUCUAACUAAAUCAUUAACUAAGAUGAGCAAGAAGUGUCCCCAGGCAAGCGAAAUGUGAGAGCUGAUUGCCCAAAGGACAAGCUGGAAUUCAAGUUUUUUUCGAGCCCUGAUAAUCAUUCUUAUAAGAAGAGAAGCUUUUUAUUCUUUCACAGAAUAUUUUUGAGAGGUGAAAGAUGGAAUGUUUUCUGACAUGCGCAUGUGGCUUACAAUAAAUGAGCAGGGAGGCAGCUGUGAGCUCACCACGUUAGACUCGCAAUAUGGCGGGUCCCGGAUUCCUGUCCCACCCUGACCGCUAGCCGGAUUUGUUUCUCGAUUUUCCUGUCUUUACCUCCUCGGUCAUACAUGUAUAAAUAGAAAGAUAUUUACCUCUUGCAUGUUGGGGUUUUUAGCUAUGUUACCUUUAAAUUGUUUUUUGGUGACUAUUUGAGUAUAGUGCACUUCCACUGUAAACAAUGUAUUUACCUUAAAUGAUACCCCAAUGUUAAUGUUAAGAAACCCCUAUAUGGAACACGUAGGGUAACAAAUGCAUUGUCUCUCUUGCUAUAAUAAAAUAUAUGAAAUAUUGCCCUGAUACGGAUAUACAUGUUUGUAAGGUAUCGCCGUUAUAACAAACGGUUUUCCUGCUCUUGAACACUCGUUGAAUUAUUAACUGUGAGUGGGAAGUUUUUUCCUAUCAGACUGUUUUUGUUUUAUUUCAGGUCAUGGCAAACUUGACCUCAUCAAAGCAUAUCAGAUUCUCAGCAACUACAAACCUCAAGCAAGGUAUUGACUGUCAGUUUGAGUGUACAGUCGAAACCCUACUUAUGGUCGCCUCUUAAUGUAUACAUUAAUUGGCUCUAUCUAGGAUUUAUCGUUUGGGAGAGAAGUCCCUAGUGGCCGAAGGCCACGAGCUUCUUAGGAUGGUCCGGGGGCAUACCCCCCGGAAGUUUUUGAAAUCAAUAUGUGCAGAGAUGCAAUCUGGUGCAUUUUGAGACACAAUUUUGAGAAAUGUUACAGUGUGUACAGGGGGGCGGGGGAAGCUUCUACCCCUGAAAUACCCUAGAUAGAACCCUGCAUGUCAAACUAUUAUUUACUUUGUCUUCUAUGAACAAUAAGGGCUAAGAGACAAAGGAACAGUCCUUUUUGCCUACAACAUAUGUUUGUAAAUCAAAAUGAAUCCACUCCCAACUACUACCCUACCCCUGAAAUACCCUAGAUAGAACCCUGCAUGUCAAACUAUUAUUUACUUUGUCUUCUAUGAACAAUAAGGGCUAAGAGACAAAAGAACAGUCCUUUUCGCCUACAACAUAUGUUUGUAAAUCAAAAUGAAUCCACUCCCAACUCCCAAUUCUUACAAUCUUUUACUUAAAUCUGUUACUGACUAGACUUCUUUAGUUUCCAAAAAAAUUAACCACUUGCAAAACAGGAUAACUUUCUGUAGAUGUAUUCCCUAGUGCAUAGACUGAAAUAUUUUUGUGUGUGUCUUGUUUCUUGGCAGUUUGAGUCCUGCGUACAUAGAUUUAACCGAGUGUCCUUACAUGUGGCCAUACUGCACACAGCCCAUCUACUAUAGUGGAAUGCCAACCACUGUAAAUGUAAGUCUGUUUUGACAUAAUGGCUUGUUUUGAAUUACUUAUCAAACGGCCUGUCAUAAACUCGAGAGACAUGUGCGCAGCAACAUCACUGAUUCAUGACAGCAAGGCCAUGUGGCUUCGUGAAAGCGAGGCAGUUGGCGUCAAGACAGAGAGUUCAAAGGAAGACUGUAUUCAAUCCGCAAACGCAAAAUCUUCAACGUCAUCAGGAAAUUUUUGUCGCCUGGUCGUACAUUGUUGUCAUAAUCACCAUCACUAUCAGCAGUUUUAGGAUGACUGUUUUGAUUAACAUGUGCGCCAUGAAUUUCGUGAGAAACAACAACAGCGAAUAACGAAACCUUUUUUCCACUUAAUAUGCUUAAGGUGCGAUAAUCAAGAUUCGUAUUAACUAUAAGCUGUGUGUCUUAUUCAUUGUCUUGCUCAUGCAACGUUUGUUUUGUAACUUACGCGAUUUUGAAAGGAUUCCUUAACGACUGCGUGAUCGUUUCUUUAAUCAGAUCACUAUUUUGAAUGGAAUGGGAGUCACUGGGCACAUCGAAGGACAUGUAAGUUACGUUUCUCCUAAACAAAGCCUCCACUCUUUUAUCCUGAUUCAGCAGAAACUUACAGUCAUGUAGCAGCUCCCCUAACCCUAAAAGCCAAUUGGUUCGAUACCCUAACCGAGAAACAAUGGGAAAUGAUAAUAAACAAUGAUGUGUUGUUGCUUUCUGCGACCAAUGAAGGAACACCUUAAGAGCAUCUCCUACAUUACCCGAAACGUAGUGGUACGUGCAUUUUUGGUCACUUUGAAGUCGAGAGUGAGACUUGGUACCGAGUUUUGUCGAAUUGCACUGUGGUACCUAUCGGAUACUAUCGCCCUUUUUAUUGCCUAUUACGAGGUUGCUUAGGGAGCUGAAUCCAAAUUCGCCCCCAAAACGGUUUCUUUGUUCGAAUUCGAUGGAAAAUUGCUUUAAAGGGGAAACUACAGUUGUCACGUGGAAAUCGUGAGGUAAAUGGCACCUGCAGCUUCUGACACGCUGUUAUUGUAUUUUGAAAUCGAACAGAGGAACUGUCUACGCUCCGAUAAAUAUCCCUUCCAACCCCCCCCCCCUCCCCUCAAAGAAAAAAAUCUAACAAAUGUAUCAUUAACGAUAUGUUUACAAACUAAGACAGAGUCCUGUAACCAUAAUCAGAGAAGACCAGAGCUGCCGUACAAUGCUUUUGUUCGGAAUAUUUAAUGCAAACGUAAUCUGAAAAUUAACUUAACUGUUCUUCCUAUUUACAGCCAACGUGGCAUCCCUAUCCGUCUCAAAAUGGAGACUACAUACAGGUAAAAAUAUUCAUAGUAGUUCCUGUCAAACGAUUCCCUUUUAAUCGUCUAGUUAUAUAAAACAUGGAGACAAAGUGAUUCGCUGAGAAGAAGUUGAAUACACAACACGUAGGGGAGAACUUCUGACUAGCUUCGAAGUGUAUGAUCUUGUGAUAGAAAACUGUGUGUCGAAUAUUUGAUAUUAUUUCCCACACAAAUUGACUUUAGAAGGAGAAAUUAAUGAUUCAAAAUGGAGAAUUUUCUCAUUUAACAUUAUUUUCUCUUGUAUUAACUAUUUUCUUUAGUAAAUAUUAAUGAGUGAGAACAUUACUAGGAGAAACCUCUUUUGCAGCUCAUCCUGCUUUAAGGUCAAGAAGGCACCCUUCGAUUGCCUUUUUUGCUUUCAUGGCUGCACAAAGCAAGGUCUUAAUGUGUGUCGCUAUCUUGGCUUGUUUCAUAAUAAUAUUCCAAGACGAAGCACACCAACAUAGUUCUUAAUUGAUUUCUUAGUUAUAAUGUCCGUGUUCAGAAAGAGGAAGGAAAACUCGCUUCAUCUGUGCACGUCUACCAUAAAACGUUGGCCAGAAUAAAGACAUUUUACAUUUUAGUUGUUUAGAGAACGGCAAAGAAAUGUGCAAGUUCCUAAAAAGUGUGAUGCACGUGCAGAGUUGUUUUGCUCGUAGAACCUGUUUUUGUUUUAUUGUUGUUCAUUACCAAAACAACAACAAUGCAUUUCACUGCCGUAACAGAACGAUUACGACGUGAAAUUUUGUAAUUUCUUGUUUUAUGGAGGACGCUAAAACAAGACGACGAUUUUAUUUUUAUUUUUCUAAACUUGGAUACGGUCCUUAAGGAAUCAAUUACAGAAAAAGUCGCUACAGUUGACAAAUUAAAAAAAAAAGGAAUGAUAGCGAUGAAGUUUGAAACAGCGGAAAUUCACAUUUUAAAUACCGUUUCUCCUAAUUUUCAACCGUGGACAUUACCCUUGUACAUAAGAAGGCUUUCACGAGCAAAAUUGAAUUGCUUCAAGAAAUGAUCUGAAGCUGUAAUACAUUUGUUCAGCUUUCAUUUACCAGAAUAGCAUGACGUACAGUGAUUGUUCACUUACUUUUAUCUGCCUUUUCCUUGCCUUAAGAUUGCCUUUUCUUAUUCAUCUGUUCUGUGGCCGUGGUCUGGAUAUCUGGCUGUUAUCAUCACGCCUGCGCAAAAAGCUGAAUCAUGGGAAGGCAUUGCACAAGGUCACGUGUCACUCACCGUGGUUUCCCCGCCGCAGGUAUGGGUGAUGGUUUCAAAACUGUGCUGUAGCAUAAUCACUAUUUUAAAUUUGUGGUAGGACCUUGUUCCUCUUCCUGCUAGCAUUUUACAGUUUGAGCUCUUAACUAUAUUUGUUCGGGCUCAACUAUCAUACUGAAACAGUACACAAGUAGUUGGAGAGCGUAGGGAAGGAUUGGAUUUCUUUAUUUCCCCAUGACAAACAAAAUAAACAAAAUAAAUUGAUACGUAACAAGAAUUGGAAAGAUGAGAGAAAGUUUGUAGACGAAAACCUAUAAGGUUAACAAGAAUUUUCGUACGACUACCAAAUUCUUACAAAAGAUAUCGCUAGCAACCAAAACAUCAUGGAAACAACAACAAAAAAUUGCAUCAGCCUGAGUAAAUGAAUAAACAGAUAAGUAAUAAAUGAAAAUAAAAGAAAAAAGGAAACUGGGAUAUGCGAUACCUAUGCAGGAAGACACUUGACUGUCCAUACGAAGGACACCUUUUUUGAGACGGUCGACCGGCAUCGAUGGUUUCCUUCUAAGAAAGAGUUCACAGCAUACCGUUUCUGUGAAAUUCUUGGUUAAGCCGUCUCGUAUGGUUCACAUUCUCAUGCAAGUUAUACAAACCUUACUGUAAGGGUAACUGCUGAAAUUGGAAGCGUCAAGAGGUCAUAUCGUGCAUGUGUCAUGUUUUUAUACUCUGCUAAAGCGUAAAGCAUUCUGGUCCAGUGUUAACUUAUCUCUAACUAUAUAACUGUUACUUCUGACCUGCAGGAAUCGGAGAUUGAGCCAAGAAGAUCUACUAUCAAACUUCCCGUUCGUGUCAAAGUGAUACCCACACCACCUAGAAGGUUUGUAAUGCUGUUUGCGCAUUCGGUCAAUAAAAUAGGUAAUUUUGCACUUGCGUGUCUUUUGCUAUGUUCACACACUAUCACUGGAUAGCUUUUCGUGCCGACACUAAAAGCUAUCCGUUAUAGUGCUAACAUCCUAUCUUUCCUACUUAUUCAAUUCCGCUAUAGUCUGCUACUCAGUUGUUUUUAGUGUCGUCACGAAACGUCCCCAGCGUUACGUGACGAUACUAAAAAACGACUGUGUAGCAGACUACUUCCGCUACGGUCCGAACACAGAACCUAUCCGAUAUGUGACUCUCCAGUUAAGAGAUCGUCGCGGCGCAGCUUCGCUCCGUUACAGAAAUCGCGCUGGAAUAACCAUUCCCUGACCCCUUGGACCGCAGGUCAGGGGCGAUUACUGGGCAGAGUUUUGCGUUGUUACUGAAUUUCUAUUUCAUUUUGUAUUUGUAUUUUGACCAUUCUCAUCAGACUCUUACCCAUUUAAUCCUUGCAGCAAGCGACUGUUAUGGGAUCAAUAUCACAACCUUCGCUAUCCUUCCGGAUAUUUCCCGCGGGACAAUUUGAAGAUGAGGAACGACCCCUUAGACUGGUAAGUUACGAUUAGCUUUGUUUUCUAGCGAAGACAGGGAGCUUAAGUGGGAGGUAUUGCCAAUCAGCUGGUAUAAUUGUUGAACUUUACUUUCAGGAAUGGUGAUCACAUUCACACCAACUUCAAGGAUAUGUACAUGCACCUCAGGAAUGCCGGGUAUUUUGUGGAAGUUCUCGGUUCGCCGUUCACGUGCUUUGAUGCCACAAAAUACAGUAAGAAGCCAUUUUCCUUCUUUUUUUUCAGGCUCUAAAAUUUGUAACGCUUCGCAUCUUAUAAAUCAGUUGGCGCCUAUACAAAGACUAUAUGAUAUAAUGCUCGAAUGUAAUGACUUAUGGAUCACCUAGUAAACAUUUAGUAAAAAAUGCAUGUCGCUGUGAGCGUGUAGAGUGUUUCUGAUCUACCUAACGGUAGUCAACGAGGUCUUUUUCAUUCUUCUUAACUUGGUGUAAUUAUUGUUCGGGAAUAUUUCCCGGCGCUGGUUUACAAUCAAGGACUGUAUCUUUCAAUUCCACUAAAUGCGUUUAUUCUCUCUCAAGGCGCGUUCGGUGUUACACCCUCAGUGUCUUUUCCGUUCUGAACUACAGCUCUUAAUACAUCAGUGACAUACUUUCACAAAAAGGAAAUACUAUAGUGCUGCGGUUAAUUCUUGGCUCGCUAAACGUUAUUGUAAUGCGUAGCUCGAAAUCAAGCCAAAAUUGUUCUUUGUUUCCUUAAAUCAGCGCGUGAGCUAUAUUAUCUAUGCAAUCUGUAAGUAAGUGUCACGCAGUGACGUAAAAUAAGCAACUGUCGUUACGUAGUAUAGAAUACAAUUGACUAUUAUCUGACAGUGAUGUUAUAUCCUACAAAAAGUUGUAUUCACGUGCUGACUCCGAUGCUGUGUCUGUUGUUAUGCCAAUAAAACACUGAGUGCGCCUGGCUUUAACGCUAUUUCAAUUUUUGUGCACUGGCAAAUUACUGUUUGCUACUGACUGACUGAAGUAUCAUAUUGCCCUAUCGCACACAAUUUCUGUGAGUCAAUGACCUUUUAGCUCCUUAGUGUCCUCACGUUCUUUAUACGGUCCAUUCCUAUUAUUCUUUCUUUGGAUUCUGCGUUUAUUCGCAGUUAGAAAUCGCUGGCAUCAGUCCCUAAGCUUAUCUGAUUGUAACGUUUCGUGUUGUUUUCUCUUAGGUACGUUACUUCUUGUAGACAGCGAAGAAGAAUACUUUGCCGAAGAGAUCACCAAACUAAGGGAAGACGUUGAAGAGAAAGGCUUAUCAGUUAUCGUGGUGGGCGACUGGUUCAAUGUCCCGGUUAUGAGGAAGAUCAAGUUUUAUGACGAAAAUACGAGACAGUGGUGGAUGCCUGAUACGGGCGGAGCCAAUGUUCCAGCGAUCAACUCACUUCUCUCUCACUGGAAGAUAGCUUUCAGUGACCAGGUGUAUGAAGGAGAGUUUACAAUCGGCGAGAAUAAAGGUGAGACUAAGGUUUAGCAAAGCAUUCGUUGUUUGCGUUAAUGUUAACCUUUCUAAGGGCCUGUUUACAUGGAGGUAGGGGACCGCAGGUGUGUGAGGUAACCCGCCUGUCCAUAUAAACUCUCAUUUUAAUUUGAUCGCGUUUACGUGAUAGGCGGGUUGACCCGCCAUAAGUUACCUCACCUACCCCGGGGUCCCCCACUUCCAUGUGAACAGGCCCUUAGUUUACUCAAUCUUUUGUCUCCCUAGACAGUGACGUUCAGAACAAAAACAAAAAUGAAACACACAAAACACACUACACUUUAGUACUUUCGUGGCGUUGGAACGUUUGAAUUGAUAAGAAAGAAAAGAAAAUAUAAUGUGGAAGAAUAAUUAUGGUACUUGAUGAGCUAACUUCCGUGAAUGCUUGCAUUCACCAGUACGUAAACGAAGUUUGUUGUUUAUUACUAAAAGUAACAGAAAGAGUCGACUAGAUAGUUGUACCGUAUUAUCUCGUCGGCGGAGUAAGCUAGAUGUCAAAAUUACAUCACAUUUAUGUCGUUAUGAUUAACUCAGUUUGUGUUUGUUUCAGUCUCAGUUUUAAGUCUUCUUUAUUUUAUAUUUUGUAAAGUUUGUUAGAGAUAGCUUUUGUCUAAAAUUUUAGUUCUUCUUAGUUCAAAUUUUGUCAGACUCAGCUGUCUUAAUGGUAACAAAUGCUUGUCUUUUGUUGUCGUCUUUCUGGUUUAUUUCUGUCAGCAAAACUACCAGCAUUCGCAGUUCUUUCGUCCGCUAUAGCUGAAGAUUGAAAUUCUUAAAUUCAGCUGAGCUACAUUACAGAUUUCAACAGAUUGUGUACGUUUUAAACACUUUGCUUUCUAAUUGUUUUCUGUAGUCUUGUACUCGUCCGGAACAAGC
Molecule: messenger RNA, 19214 nt
Organism: Porites evermanni
Lineage: Eukaryota; Metazoa; Cnidaria; Anthozoa; Scleractinia; Poritidae
Source: the annotation of a GenBank genome assembly